AUGAAUGGAAACAACAAUUGGGACAAAUUUGCGGAAACCAUGCGCCAAAGGGCACAGCAAAUGACCAACACUUCAGGAGGAAGAAACCCAAGAUCACCAAAAGGUAUUUUUGCUGGUGUUGGUGGUUUGAUAUUUCUUGGAAUAUCCAUCUGGGCGGCCAAUGAAUCCCUAUAUAAUGUGAAUGGUGGUGAAAGAGCUGUGAUAUAUGACAGAUUUAAAGGUAUUCUGCCUACUGUUGUGAGCGAAGGCACGCAUAUAAAGAUUCCGUUCCUUCAAUUUCCAUAUAUAUACGAUAUCCGUGCCAAGCCAAGGACAAUUUCCUCAUUAACGGGAACUAAGGAUUUACAGAUGGUGAAUAUAUCUUGCAGAGUGUUAUCGAGACCUCAAGUUUCUUCUUUGCCUACUAUUCACAGGACGCUUGGUAAGGAUUAUGAUGAGAGAGUUCUUCCAUCCGUUGUCAAUGAAGUGUUAAAGGCGGUUGUUGCUCAAUUCAAUGCUGCACAGUUGAUCACACAGCGUGAGAAAGUCUCCAGGCUUGUUCGGGAGAAUUUAGUGAGACGUGCUGGUCAUUUCAAUGUCUUGCUAGAUGAUGUUUCACUUACUGCAAUGACCUUCUCCCCUGAAUUCUCUUCAGCUGUGGAGGCUAAGCAGAUUGCUCAGCAAGAUGCUCAAAGAGCUGCAUAUGUUGUUGACAAAGCAAUUCAAGAAAAGCAAUCUCUGGUGGUCAAGGCUCAGGGUGAAGCUAAAUCGGCUCAAUUGAUUGGUGAUGCUAUCAAGAAAUCUAAAGAUUACGUUGAGUUGAAGAGAUUAGAAACUGCCAAGGAAAUUGCUGAAACUUUAUCCAGAUCUCCAAAUAAGGUUUACUUGGACAACGAAGCUUUGCUUUUGGAUACUGUUACGGAUGCACGUAAUAUAAAAUAA
Molecule: messenger RNA, 921 nt
Organism: Brettanomyces bruxellensis
Lineage: Eukaryota; Fungi; Ascomycota; Pichiomycetes; Pichiales; Pichiaceae
Gene: PHB2
Product: Prohibitin-2, subunit of the prohibitin complex (Phb1p-Phb2p)
Exons: 1
Coding region: 1-921 (306 amino acids)
Biological process (GO): mitochondrion organization
Cellular component (GO): mitochondrion; membrane
Source: RefSeq, a predicted model, not a curated record